UCUUUUUCUCAUCCACCCACAAUCCAAAUCCUAAUUGCAUUUAAUUUUUUAAUUAAAUUCAUGUAAAAUAUUAUAAAUUUCCUGGUUUAGUUUAUUUUCUGCAUGGAAUCAAAUAAUAAUGAAGAAUGGUGAUAUGUUUUAUAUUUGGAGUGUUGGGUUAAGAGCAGUAGAAGAUGGCAACAGGGAAUGUUGUAUCAGUGUAUGAAGAAAACGUUUACAGGAAUCUUCACCAACCGGCUGUUGUAAUUGGUGGAUGUUUUUCUCUUGCAGCUGUUCUUCUCUCUCUUUUUCUCAUUCUUCAACAUCUCAGAUCAUACACCAAUCCUGCUGAACAAAAAUGGAUAGUGGCGGUUUUGUUCAUCGUUCCUGUCUAUGCUAGUGAAUCAAUUUUCUCAUUGUGGAAACAGAGGUUCUAUGUUGCAUGUGACAUUUUAAGAAAUUGCUAUGAAGCAUUUGCCCUGUAUUCUUUUGGAAGCUAUUUAAUUGCUUGUCUAGGUGGGGAAAGAAGAACCAUAGAUUUCCUAGAAAGUAAAUCAAGAAAGCAGCUCAGAAAGCCAUUGCUAGAAGGAGAUGAUGAAAAUCAAGUUUCACGGAAAGGGUGGCUCAGGAACUUCUUCUUCCAACCAUGUGUUCUAGGAAAAGAUCUACUCUCAAUAGAAAAGUUUGGUCUUGUACAGUAUAUGAUUCUGAAGACACUUUGUGCAUUCUUGGCAUUAGUUUUGGAGCUCUUUGGUGUUUAUGGUGAUGGGGAAUUCGAGUGGUACUAUGGGUAUCCAUACAUUGCAGUAGUACUGAACUUCAGCCAGAUGUGGGCAUUAUAUUGCCUUAUAAACUUCUAUAAUGUAACUCAUGAAAGACUUCAACCAAUAAAGCCACUAGCAAAGUUCAUAAGCUUCAAGGCUAUUGUGUUUGCAACUUGGUGGCAGGGUGUGGGCAUUGCCCUAUUAUAUGCAUUAGGAGUUCUUCCCAAGAAAGGAAAACUGAAACAUGGAUUGCAGGAUUUUUUUAUUUGCAUUGAAAUGGCCAUUGCGGCAGUUGCUCACAUGUUUGUCUUUUCGGCCGACCCCUAUCGUUUUCGUCCAGCUCCUGAGCCUGGGAAAUUAACCACCAGAAGUACUGAAGAAAGACUGAAGUUAGAGGAGGAAAACAAGGAACGAGCUGUGCUCGAAAAAACAAAAAUUCAAAUUGAGGCACCUGGAACAAGCAUCACUGAAAGUGUUCAAGAUAUUGUCAUUGAAGGUGGCCAGCGGGUUGUCAACGACGUUGUAUUGACCAUAAAUCAAGCAAUGGGCCCUGUGGAGAAAGGUGUGACAAAGAUCCAAAAGAAGUUCCAUUCAAGAUCAUCGAGCUCAGAAGGCAAGGAAGAAGAGACUGAGUUAAAUGUUGAGGAACAUGUGGAAGAAAAUCCAAGUGGAAUCCAAAAUUCUGCUAAUGUUUAGAAAAAAAAUUUAGUCAAGAUUGUCGAUAACUCUGAAGACUUGAUCAUAUUUGUUUUACUGAAUUGGUUUUGAAGACAUGAUUGUUUAUACAAAUAUUUAGCUAUGCUUAAUAGCACAUAACUGCAUUACUCA
This is a messenger RNA of Mangifera indica (mango), 1571 nucleotides long. RefSeq names its product protein LAZ1 homolog 2. Gene Ontology annotation, biological process: transport. The coding region runs from base 174 to 1439 and encodes 421 amino acids. Gene Ontology annotation, molecular function: transporter activity. The record is from RefSeq and is a predicted model, not a curated record. Lineage: Eukaryota; Viridiplantae; Streptophyta; Magnoliopsida; Sapindales; Anacardiaceae. The transcript is spliced from 8 exons.